AAUAGCGAAGUAAUUACCUCUGUCCCUGCAGAGAGCUGCGCUAUUAUAUUUGACAUUAAAAAGUAUAAAGGUUGCAACAUUGUAUCUAUAUGUAUCCGAAUAAAAACAUCUAUAUCCGAAAUGGACACAAAUAGAUACAAUGUUGCAGUCUCUAUACUUUUUAAUGUCAAAUAUAAUAGCGGAGCUCUCUGCAGGGACAGAAGGAAUGUUUCAGCUGUCAUCGGGUUUUUCACACCGACAGCUGAAUUUGAAAUUAUUUCCGUGAAUUAACGUAUUUACAUGUUUUAAACUUUUUUUUUUUUUUUUUUAAUUUCUUCAAUUACUUCCUGGUUUCUGGCCUAU
Staurois parvus is the source of this 342-nucleotide messenger RNA. Lineage: Eukaryota; Metazoa; Chordata; Amphibia; Anura; Ranidae. The record is from the annotation of a GenBank genome assembly.